AUGAAUGGCGUCGAGAUUAAGCGCUUCGUGCGCUAUUUCUAUGACCCUCCUCCAAAAUACGAUGACAUGUCGGGUACAUCAAUAUGGCUGCUGGGGAAAGAAUACAAGGCUACACCGCCAAAACCGGUGACCACGACCGACCAUGACGAUGUGGUCGAGGUGGAGUCAUCUUCGGAUUCACACGAACCGUCAGAUGCUGCGAGUGCCCCGUCCACCGCUCCAGAGACACAGCAACAACAACAGCAGUCGCAGCAAAACGCUUCCGAAUCACAGAACACAAGCAGCUUCGACGACGCACAACUUGUCACAGGAGGAGAGGACACACCUUCUUUAUCCAACGACCCUUCGGACCGGGGCUGGCCGAUCCCCUUUCUCGACGACUUCGAGUCGCGAGUAUGGAUGACCUACCGCUCAAACUUCACCCCUAUUCCUCGGUCGCAUGACGCCGACUCCAGUACCGGCCUUUCCUGGUCCGUCCGGCUUCGCAACCUUACUGAACGGGAAGGCUUCAGCAGUGACACGGGCUGGGGCUGCAUGAUCCGUUCGGGACAAUCUCUCCUUGCCAACGCACUGAUAAUGCUCCAUCUAGGGCGAGAUUGGCGGAGACCAGGCACACAUACGUCCCGCACAGCCUCUCCUUCUCCGCCAUCUAGCGAACCACCCACGCACACUUCUUUAUCGACACAAACAGAGGCUUCUAUCCUCUCCUUGUUCGCCGACUCCCCUUCAGCCCCCUUCAGCAUCCACCGUUUCGUCCACCACGGAGCCACCUCCUGUGGAAAACACCCAGGCCAGUGGUUCGGGCCCUCCGCCACGGCCAGCUGUAUCCAAGCCCUCAGUGCAGAGUGCGCCUCUGCAGCCGGAUUGCGCGUUUACGUGACUCCCUCGGCGAGCGAAGUCUACGAGGACAAGUUCCGGUCCAUCGCCCGGGCAAGCGCUACAGACGCCACGAUAAAACCCACCCUUAUCCUGUUAGGGAUACGCUUGGGGUUAGAUCGCAUAACACCAGUCUACCACGAAGCCCUGAAGAGUAGUCUGACAUAUCCACAAAGCAUCGGCAUCGCAGGCGGACGCCCCUCGUCUUCUCACUACUUCAUCGGGUGCCAGGGCGACUUGUUCUUCUACCUUGACCCUCACGAAACGCGGGCCUUUCUGCCCUACCACGCGUCCUCGGCCGAAUACACCGAUGAAGAGAUUUCGACAUGCCAUACGCGCCGUCUCCGCGGCCUGCGCAUUUCUGAGAUGGAUCCCUCCAUGCUGAUUGGAUUCCUGAUCAAAGACGAAAAUGACUGGGAAGAUUGGAAGCGGAGGCUAAAAGAGACAAAGGGCAAGGCAAUUGUGCAUGUGCUGGACAAGGAGCCGCCAGUCCCUGGGGAGAGCAGAGAGAGGAAAGAGGCCGUGGACGAGGUAGUCAGUUUCGACGACGAAGAAGAAGAAGAUGACGAGACCGUCACGGUAACGGGAAAGGAGGACGACGAGGGUGUCAAGGUCGAAGCCUCCGUGGCAGCCUCAGGCACUGCACGCUCCGAAGCCGAAACCGAAGCUGGAGACGAUGCAGUCAAGGUCUCGGUGCCGCAAAGAGAUACGGCCGUGGAGGCAGUGUAA
This is a messenger RNA of Cladophialophora carrionii CBS 160.54, 1605 nucleotides long. RefSeq lists its product as uncharacterized. Lineage: Eukaryota; Fungi; Ascomycota; Eurotiomycetes; Chaetothyriales; Herpotrichiellaceae. The coding region runs from base 1 to 1605 and encodes 534 amino acids. The transcript has a single exon. The record is from RefSeq and is a predicted model, not a curated record. Gene Ontology annotation, molecular function: protein-phosphatidylethanolamide deconjugating activity.